This is a messenger RNA of Paraphaeosphaeria sporulosa, 1057 nucleotides long. RefSeq lists its product as uncharacterized. Lineage: Eukaryota; Fungi; Ascomycota; Dothideomycetes; Pleosporales; Didymosphaeriaceae. Bases 1 to 1035 code for a protein of 344 amino acids. The record is from RefSeq and is a predicted model, not a curated record. The transcript has a single exon.
AUGGUGGAUGCGCCAGCCUGCCCGACACGUUUCUGCUGCGUCGGCCCCUCUGCCCCUUUUCCCACGCCCGUCGCAUAUCGCUGCGUCGCGCCGCUGCUUGGGCCCCUCCCAUCCUUGUUUUGGCCGCCGUCCCUGAGCGACAUGCAGCCUUAUUCGCGUGGUGCCUCGGCACCCGUCUGCCAUUGGCCGACGGUGCCCACAAGGUUCCGCGGUCGUGGUUUUGCUCUCGAGGCGUCCCUCCGUAGCGCAGCGCCGGGAGCCACGGGAAAGCAGACGGUCGUGCGUAGUGACAGACUGCCGUCGAUGCGGUCAUCUCACCGACGAUCCUCUGGGGGCUCUCCCGCGAGCGUGACAAUUGCUCGACCUAGACCUGUUCACGCGUCCGUCACGACCUCGACAUUGCCCGCCGUCGAUAGUCUGCUGGAUCGCCUGAACCAGGCCCGGCACGACAGCGCCGAUUGUGCAAGCUCGGGACAGCUGCAACCACCGCAAGCAGCACCGACAAGCUCAGUAGCUAGUGUGUCGGCGACCUCUUUGCAGCGUUCAGCACUGGACAGCAGCCGGCGACCUGGCAGUCGCAAGCACGAGAGAGGGGUCUGGCGCUGCGACGAUGUGUUUCCAAUGCCUCCUGCAUGCCUGGUGUCCUACCAACGUCGUAGCGCAACACCCCAGCGGCCGUUUUCUCGCCGACAGUGCGAGUCUGCUUGUCAUUGUGUCUUGUGCUUGACGAGCAACCAGCCAGGGCCUGAGCCCGCACCUCUGUGCGAUUCCACUCCCAUGUCUUCUAGAAACAUUCUCCCGUCUGCGCAAUCCCCGGGCGCCAUCAAAAUAUAUUACCUACCCACCCUCAUGCUCGGCAAGCUUGCAUCAGCUCUAGCAAGGUUUCGAAACAUUCCCCCACUACGUGAUUGUGCUACUUGCAAAUAUCACGUAUUCUACGUCACGGCUGUUUCGCCUGACCACACUGGCCUUGCAGAACGUAUCAUCAAGUUUCCUCAUGACUCUGGCUCAGCGUUGGCUGAGGCCAUCCGCUAGGGAUCGUAUGUGUAACCUCCGG